CAUCUCAUUCUGCUCCCAACCUUGGGCAAUCCCGUUUCAAUAGCAACAGGAAGCCGACAAACCAGAAACGGAGGAGCCCAGCACUUUUGACGAGGCAGAGAGCAACCAACUGCUAACACUUCUGCGUUAUUCACAGAUAAAGUACAUCUUUAGAGUGUGAAUUUCGCCAGUACGACCGCAAUCUGCGUAAGACGAAGCCGUAGAGAUCCAUCCGUGCAUUAUCUGCGAGCUACGUGAGAGAAACAGUACGUUAGACAUGAGUUCACAAACAAGACUGCUCAUUCGGGGAGGAAGGGUGGUGAACGAUGAUGCGAUGACUGAAGCAGACGUCUUCGUUGAAGAUGGUGUCAUCAAGCAAGUUGGAAAGGAUCUCAGUCCUCCAGGUGGUACCAGAACAAUCGAAGCAAAGGGAAUGUUUGUGAUGCCCGGUGGCAUCGACACGCACACACACAUGGAAUUCUUCUUCAUGAACACUCGUAGUGCCGACGAUUUUUAUACUGGCACAAAGUCAGCCCUUGCUGGCGGCACGACCAUGAUCAUCGACUUUGUGACAAAAAAGUCCUCCCAUAUGACCCUUCUCGAAGCUUUCGAGGACUACCGCAGUCGUGCUGAUGAACGUGCCUGCUGCGAUUACGGACUUUCUGUAAUCCUUACGGACUUCAAUGAAGAAGUUUUCAAAGAAAUGGAAGUUCUUACCAAAGACAAGGGUGUGAACUCGUUCAAGGCAUUCAUGGCAUACAAAGGGUCUCUGAUGCUGGAAGAUGAGAAGCUCAUUAAAGCAUUCAAGGCAUGCAGUCGCCUGGGUGCACUGGCACGUGUGCAUGCAGAGAACGGAGACAUUAUUUAUGAGAACCAGAACAGACUCCUCUGCCAAGAAGUAACAGGUCCCGAAGGCCACCUCCUGAGCCGCGAUGAAGAGAUCGAAGCCGAAGCAACGCACCGGGCAAUUGUUUUGGCAAAUCAGGUGAAUUGCCCGUUGUACGUUGUUCACGUGAUGAGCCGUGGCUCUGCUGAGGUUAUCCUCCGCAAACGAGCUGAAGGUUGCAUCGUCUUUGGGGAACCCACUGGCUCCGGACUGGGCACCGACGGCACGCAUCACUUCAGCCGUUGUUGGAGGCAUGCGGCCGCUCAUGUCAUGUCGCCUCCUCUCCGUCCCGAUCCAACCACGAAGACUUACCUCAUGGGCUUGCUUGCCAGUGGUGAUUUGCAGACAACUGGGUCUGACCACGCCACUUUCACGUCAGCGCAGAAAGCCAUCGGUGCUGACGACUUCACUAAAAUCCCCAACGGUGUGAAUGGUGUAGAAGAAAGAAUGGGAGUGAUCUGGCAAAACGGGGUGAACACUGGGAGGAUGGAUCCUUGCAAGUUUGUAGCUGUGACAAGUGCCAAUGCUGCCAAAAUCUUCAACAUCUACCCCAGAAAGGGUAGAAUCCAAGUCGGCUCAGAUGCGGACAUCGUCGUGUGGGACCCAGAGAAGGAACGCACCUUCUCCGUGGACACUCACCACUCUUCCUGUGAUUUUAAUAUAUUCGAAGGCUUCCGAUGCCAAGGCGCUCCAGCCUUUGUCAUCUCUCAGGGCAAGGUCGUCGUCGAAGGAGACGAACUUCAAGUCAGCCAAGGAGUGGGACGUUUCAUUCCAAUGGCUCCCAACUGCCCUUAUGUUUACGCUGCAAUGCGGCAGCGUGAGGCGCUGCCUCCCUUGAAGGUGGACCGCACACCCUACACUGCCAACGAAACCAAUGCAGUCGACGAAGUGAACGAGCAGCUUAUGAGCCCAGCAGAGGCUCAGCCAACACAAGCCAGCAGGGAUGCUCCAGUGUAUCACAAUUAUAUGGAGCCACUGUUCCCAGCGCAACCGAGGGAGUUCCAUAGCCGGCCGCUAACACGCGGUGGCUGUCGUAACCUUCAGGAUUCCAGCUUCAGCCUCUCUGGUGCCCAGAUUGAUGAUGAGAAAGGCACAAGAAAGGCCAUUCGUGUCAACAACCCACCCGGUGGACGCUCCUCCGGUAUUUGGUGAUGCAGCUAACUUGGCAGCUCAACUUUUUAAUGUGCUCUUCUUGCUUCAUUGCAUGUUCCGCUCAGUGAUGGUGAGUACUUGAUGUACUAAGUACUCGGGUACUCCUUUAAGUACAUUUCUGAGUACUUGUACCUUACCUAUACCUUUGUAAAGUACUCAAGUACUAACUGGUAAUGCACACAAGAAAAAGCAACAAUAUCAGUAAGUAAUUUUUCUGUGUGGUACAGGCAUUUCUGAAUUUAAAAAAAAUCAGUGUGGCCAGGCCUAAAAUGUUGGCAAGCCAUACGCACUGGUACUUUUACACUGUUUGGCAGUUGAACGUCGGCAACAAGAAGAUACGCAGACACGCUAGACACUGUGCUAGGCAACUUUACCUCGUGUUCGUAUUUUUUCAUGUUCUCGAGACCUGAUAUUAUUGUUUUUGGCAUUGUGCAUUGGCAGAGCCUAGUACAAUGAUAAUUCUAUUUUGAGAUUUUUUGUUUCACAUUUUUACAGUUUUUACACGCUGUUGUAGACAAUUUUGUUGCAAACAACAAAGCCACAGGAUAGAGGAAGUUUUGCAUUGUGCUUCCUUCACUUUCAUAUUUUUUUUGGAAUGCAUGUCUGAUUUAGAAUGCAUUAAAAGGCAAUGGCAAGUGCUAGUAAAUGUAUAGUCUUUGCUGGUUUGCCACUUUUUUUGCCUCGAUUUAUGUUACACCUUGCGGUUAGCACGAGAACAUUGCGCACUGAUGGAUAGCGCAGCAAGUAAUAGCACCUUGCAUUAGCACGAUUGCCUGUGUGUAGGUGCAAAUUAUUCUAUUUCAGUUCAUAUUCAUGAGUCUGCAAUGAACUUGUCAUGCUUAAUAACUGGCACUUGCCAAAAAGGCUCGUUCGAAAUGCCAGUCAAAACAGUUGCAUUCUCACUCUUUGCCAGCACCAAAUGGUGGAACAUGGAGCGAUAUAAACCAGGUUUUUAAUGGAUGUGACAAGAGUACUUAGCACACUCUGCCUAAUACUUCGUACGUACUUUUUGUUUUGUACUCUAUUUAUUUUAACUACAUUUGCAGUGUGGUUCUUGUGUACUAUACCAAUCUAGCCAGGUAUUUGCCCAUCACUGGUUUUAACACGUGCACCUUGUCCCGCAUUUCCCACUGACACAUUCCGUGGUAUUCAAAUCAUGACUGUGUAAUUUGUUUUCUUAAUAAUUUCCUGAGCUGUACAUGUGUAUCAUUAAACUGUUCCUGCUGCCUUGAAUGGA
This is a messenger RNA of Ornithodoros turicata, 3254 nucleotides long. Its product is annotated as dihydropyrimidinase-like. The transcript is spliced from 13 exons. The record is from RefSeq and is a predicted model, not a curated record. Gene Ontology annotation, biological process: pyrimidine nucleobase catabolic process. NCBI's taxonomy places the organism in Eukaryota, Metazoa, Arthropoda, Arachnida, Ixodida, Argasidae. The coding region runs from base 257 to 2017 and encodes 586 amino acids. Gene Ontology annotation, cellular component: cytoplasm. Gene Ontology annotation, molecular function: dihydropyrimidinase activity.